Molecule: messenger RNA, 6539 nt
Organism: Micropterus dolomieu (smallmouth bass)
Lineage: Eukaryota; Metazoa; Chordata; Actinopteri; Centrarchiformes; Centrarchidae
Gene: gucy2d
Product: guanylate cyclase 2D, retinal
Exons: 20
Coding region: 738-4202 (1154 amino acids)
Biological process (GO): cGMP biosynthetic process; receptor guanylyl cyclase signaling pathway; intracellular signal transduction
Molecular function (GO): guanylate cyclase activity; peptide receptor activity; ATP binding
Source: RefSeq, a predicted model, not a curated record
ACGGUGGUGCCUUGAACACACAGUUGUGUAUGCAAACACGCUGAUUUUAACUGCAUUUUUAACCACAGCUGUGGGUAACACCUCUGACACGCCCACCAAACGGGGAAGUCCGUUGCCCAACGUUGCAUAAUGUUGAUUGAAAAACUGGUAAAAUAAUCAUAUUUACAAAGCUUGAGAGAACCCAGCUUUCUUUGCAGCACUGUGAAAGUGUUUUUUUUUCUGUUCUGUGACUUUAUUUUAUAAUGAUGACCGGAGGCAGUAUGUGGAGUCAGUUCGCAUUCCUGUUAUGCUAACGUUAGCAACCGUUAGCUAACGUAACGUAUCACCAGUGGCUGAAACCUUUCCAGACAGUCGUCACUUUUUUUCGUUUGCAGGUGUUUGCUGAGUUCAUCACUUUACAUAUGUUGAACCUAUGCCACCAAUUCUACUGCGAACUUGAGAUACACACCACAACUGAUUGCCCUGUACAGGCAGAAGGCCAAGAGAGCAGAGGCCCUGCAAUGAUCCUCAGGAUUUAUGACCUUCAGUGUCAUUGUGUUCUGGUUCAAAUCAGUUUGCAGUGGAGCUCCACCAGUAAAGUGAUGGCUCGGGGUUGUCUCGUCACCUGUCCAGAUUUGGACUAAAGGGCCUGCUGAGUGUCAAGGGAGACAACACAAAGACAGAAUCACUGUCACAAAUCACCAUAAUCUCUCCACUCCUCUUCUGUGUCUAAAGCAUCAGAAUAGUGGUGUGAGGAAAUGGCAAGUCACAGGGACCCUCGCUUUCUGCACAACCUGUCCUACCACCCACGAUGGCAGCACGACUUAGGAAAAGUGAAGAGAAAAAGACAUAUGCAGACAGUGGUUACAAACAGUUGCAGUGGAUAUAGUCUGGAUAAAUCAUUAGCAGCUUCAUCAUCGUCAUCAGGGCCAUUGUCAUCAAAACCACAGUUACUAUCGUCCCCUGUGCAACGCUACAGGAGCUGUUGGGGGAACUGGUUUCUUCUGCCCUUACUCAUAGUCUCAUUACUACCCUGUCAAGCUUGGGGGACCACCUUCAAGGUGGCCCUGGUUGGACCCUGGACAUGUGACAUGUUAUACUCUAAAGCCCUCCCUGACUUGGCAGCCCGCCUUGCCACCACUCGCAUAAACAAGGACCCUUCCCUCAACAAAGGCUACUGGUAUGACUACACACUGAUUAAUGAGGACUGCAAGUCCUCCCGUGCCCUUGCUCGCUUUGCGGAGCUGAAAGGUUAUGGUGCUGCUUUCCUGGGCCCCGCCAAUCCAGGCUACUGCUCCUCAGCUGCUUUGUACGCAAAAGAGUGGGAUAUUGGGAUUCUUUCCUGGGGUUGCCUCAAACCACACAUGAAAAGAGGAGAAAUGUACCCCACCUUCCUGCAGCCGCUGCCACUGUCCUCCAAUGUACUCUUCACUGUGUUGCGGUACUUUCAUUGGGCCCAUGUGGCCAUAAUCUCGGAGGAGACAGACAUCUGGGAAUCCACAGGACAGGAGCUGGCCUCAUCACUGAGGGCCCUUGGCCUGCCUGUCAACCCUGUGGUCACUAUGGGGGACGACAAGGAUGGGCCUCGGAGGGCCCUAACAAAAGUACGGGAAGCAGACCGGGUCAGAGUGGUCAUUAUGUGCAUGCCUUCUGUCCUGAUUGGUGGCCAAUCCCAGUACCAACUUCUGACAACAGCCUUGGCCAUGCGUAUGAUCGACCGUGGCUAUGUGUUCAUCCCCUACGACACCCUGCUCUAUGCGUUACCCUAUGAGGAUGCACAUUACUAUUCGCUAGGCAAUGACACCAAGCUGCGGAAAGCCUAUGACGGGGUCCUCACCAUCACAAUGGACUCCGGAGAACGCAAUUUCUAUGAGGCCUUCAAAGAUGCUCAGGACAGCUAUGAAAUUCGCAGCAGCACCCCACCAGAGCAGGUUUCUCCAUUUUUUGGCACCAUCUACAACAUGAUGUACUACAUAGCUAUGGCUGCUGAGCAGGCCCGUGUCAAUGAAGGCCGUUGGGUAACUGGUCAGAUCCUAGGUGACAGCAAGGGUGGCUUUGAAUUUAAAGGCUUUAAUCAGCUCUUGAGGGCCGGCAGGAAUGGCGAAGGUAUGCAGGCUCGCUAUGUAGUGCUGGACUACAGUGGCAUGGGCACCACUCUCUACUCCACUCAUAUUCUGGCGGCUGCUCAUACAGAUGGCAAGACUGGGGGCUUGAAAUACCUCAGUCGUUCGAUCCAUUUUGCAGGCAGCACGCCCUACACAGACUCAAGCUGCUGGUUUAGCCCAUACUUUGCCUGUAGUGGAGGCAUAGAUUCAGUCUCUCUCUUCAUUCUGUUCUUUGUGUUUAUUUUAUUGGCUGGACUUGGAGUUAACUUUCUUAUGGGUGUCAAAAAAGGCAGAGUUGGGCUCAGCUCUGGAAGUGGUAACGGUGGAUCAAAGAAGAUAGUUCUGACCCUGGAUGACCUGGUCUUCAUCAACACUCAAGUCAGCAAACGGAAGAUCAAUGACGAAAGUAUCUUGAGAAGCCAGCUGGAUGUGAAGACCCCUCAACACUCGGUGUCUGGUCGCAGCUACUUGGCCUCCUCUCCAGAAAGAUCCAACGUUGCCGUGUUUGAGGGUGACUGGGUUUGGUUGAAGAAAUGUCCCGCUGGAGCAGUGUCGGGUUUCAACAGCGACACUGAGUUUGUCUUUGUCAAGCUCAGAGACAUGAGGCAUGAGAACCUCAAUCUGUUCCUCGGACUGUUCUUCGACUCUGGGAUCUUUGGUGUUGUGACUGAGCACUGCACCAGGGGCAGCUUGGAGGAUCUGCUCGGCAACGAGGAAGUGCGUCUCGACUGGAUGUUCAAGUCUUCCCUGUUAAUAGAUCUGAUUCGAGGAAUGAAGUACCUGCACAAUCGUGACGUCGUCCACGGGCGGCUCAAGUCCCGUAACUGUGUGGUGGACGGACGCUUUGUAUUGAAGGUGACGGAUUAUGGGUUCAACGAAAUUUUGAUUUCCCAGAGCAUUGAGAGUGACGAUGGAAAGCCAGAGAAUCUGCUUUGGACGUCUCCUGAGCUGCUGCGAAGUUCCAGUCUGAGGAGUAAGGGCACUUUCGCCGGAGAUGUCUACAGCUUCGCCAUCGUAGCGCAGGAGGUCAUCUGUCGCUGUACACCUUUCUGCAUGCUGGACAUGCCUCCCAAAGAGAUCAUCAGCAAGGUCAAAGAGCCUCCUCCGCUGUGUCGGCCUGUUGUGUCCGUUGACGAGGCCCCACUGGACGUGAUACAGAUUGUAAAACAGGCCUGGAGUGAGGAUCCUGAUAAGAGGCCGACGUUUGAGGAGAUCUUCAAACAGUUCAAGAGCAUCACCAAGGGAAAGAAGACCAACAUCAUCGACUCUAUGCUGCGCAUGUUGGAACAGUACUCCUCCAACUUGGAGGAUCUGAUUAGAGAGAGGACAGAGGAGCUGGAGGUGGAGAGACAGAAGACUGACCAACUUGUGGCUCAGAUGUUGCCCAAGUCUGUGGCCCAGGCGUUGAAGACAGGGAAGCCCGUUAAACCCGAGCACUUCAGCGAGGUCACGCUGUACUUCAGUGACAUCGUGGGCUUCACCACCAUCUCUGCCCUCAGCGAGCCCAUCGAGGUGGUCGACUUACUCAAUGACCUCUACACACUCUUUGAUGCUAUCAUUGGACUGCAUGAUGUCUACAAGGUGGAAACUAUCGGAGAUGCCUACAUGGUAGCCUCAGGAGUCCCCAAUAGGAACGGCAACCGCCAUGCAGCUGAGAUGGCCAACAUGUCUCUUGACAUCCUCCACUGCAUUGGGACCUUCAAGAUGAGGCACAUGCCUGAGCUAAAAGUCAGGAUCCGCAUUGGCCUGCACUCUGGCCCAGUGGUAGCAGGAGUAGUGGGUCUCACGAUGCCUCGAUACUGUCUGUUUGGAGACACUGUGAACACAGCAUCUCGAAUGGAGUCCACAGGGUUGCCUUACAGAAUCCAUGUCAACCAAAGCACAGUUGAUAUCCUGAACAGCUUGAAGCUGGGAUACAAAAUUGAUGUCAGAGGCUUGACAGAGUUAAAGGGAAAAGGGAUUGAGAACACAUUUUGGUUGGUAGGGCGGGAGGAUUUCACCAAGCCUCUGCCUAUUCCUCCAGACACUCAAGGGGGAAGCAAUCAUGGUAUCAGUUUAGAGGAGAUACCUGUUGACAGAAGACAAAAGUUCUUGGAUCGACAGAAGAAGAUGGGCUAGUGUUUUUUUUUACAAAUGUCCCAGAAUGAAAACUGAUAUUUUUCAUUGAAAGAAUACACAGAUGUGUUAAUGAAAGGUUGAACAUGCUAUAAUACCCUAUAAUUUGUGCUACGCUCAAAGUUAAAUGCAGCACCAGUGACACUGGAAAUCAUUUCUAUGCUAAAAUAAUCUUUCAUUCUCUUCAUUCACAGUUUUAGCACAUCUGUGCCACAAAGAAAAAAACAACUCCAAGAUGCAAAAAAUUAGCCAAAAACAUUACAUUACAUUACAGCGUGAUAUGCAUAUCAAGGUUGACUUACAGGUCUAAAAUAUGUUGAUUUAGAGGACAGCAAUUGCCUAACAAGAAGGGACUGUGAUGGGUGUAUCUACAAAAAUCGCAGUAUCAUUUGUAAUACCGGUGUACUUCAUGUACUGUAUGUAUUUGUACUGAUCUUUGUGCUUUGGAGAGAUUUUAUAAUGAACACCCCAAGGGUGGAAGCUUUUACUGCUCGACCAUUCAUCUCUGGUAUAAUAGUCUAUGCUGCACUCACUUUAGAAGCAUUAGCCUUUUACAACACAGAAUUAAUACAUUAAAACAGUUUCACAGUAACUUAAGCUGGAAAGCACUGGGCAGGUCAGUCAGGGUUGAGAGCUCAGGUCUGGAAUAUCUCUGAUUUUGCUUUUGUGGCAGCAUUGCUGGGAUUAUUCACACAUUUGAUAAAUGAAGCCAUAUUAUCAAAAAUGGUCUAAACAAAGCAUCUGGUUUGUUUAUUUAAUAAUACAAUAAAUUAUUAAUAUAGAAUUUUUUAUAAACUCAAUAAUACUUGACUAUGUUUCUCUAUUGCGAUAAGCCUAUUUGAGUUGAUUUGACUGAUGGGUCUGGUACUAACUUAUUAAAUUUAAUUAAAUAUGCUCUAAAUUUUAGUUUAGAUGACUUAUUCCAAUUGUAAUCACAAAAAGAAAAUGAUGAUGGGGCCAAAAACACCUGCAAAGCUGAAAUAGAUAAAUAUAUUCCAACAUUUACUGACAAAUAGUUUUGACAAUAGAAAAAUGCCAUGGGACCCACAUGAUUGACUAAUGAUGUGCAUAUACAGUAUGUUUCUCUCCCUAAUGCUGUUAUAGCACUACAUACAGUGUGUAUUGCUUUUAACAUUAUGCUGACAUUUUCUACCAAAUAGAAGACGUAUGCAACAAACAAGACCCAAACUAUUGCUUGCUAACAACAAUGUAGUUUUACUAUAGCUUCACCUACAGUACAUUUAGCCUAUUAUUGUACUGUAUGUACUGUACAGCACGCUGUGUGUUCAAUGGGGUCUAAAUAGGACAGCAAUAGGAAGACCUGAUUUCUGUGACAUACAUCUGCUUUGCACUGAUAUGCAGAAUGUCGAAGUCAAUUGACUGAAAUGAUCAUCUCCAAUAAUGUGCUUCAGCAGAUUGAGCCUUUUCAUGUGUAUUGCCAUCUUCCAGAGGAAAAUGUCUCUCAGCCAUUAUCUUUUGUUUUGGGCUCUGCUGGACCCCAUACAGCGGCUGUAUCUGAAGGUGCACUGAACAAAUGUCCCUCCCAUACCCACCCCCAGGGGAUCCUAGUUGAAUUUUGAAGAACGUAUGGGGGGAAACAUGCAUAUAAAAAGGGGAGGGGAGUCAUUUCUCUUUGGCCUGGUGUAUGCAGUGUAUAUACUGUACAUGUGUACAUAGUUUGUCAUUGUCCUGUAGGGACUUUUCAGUGGAGUUUCUUUCUGCUUGAGUUCUCUAAAUCCCUGAAACAAAAGGGGAAACCAACAGAACACAAGGGUUUAAUCAGAGUGCAUUGAAAAAGCGAGCAACCACAUUGUGUACUCACUCUCCUUUGGCUCGCUAAUUGUCUGCAGCAGCACUGAUAUUGAAGCAACAACAGGCAGGCAAUGUCAGGGAGUGAUGUUCCUCUAAAGAGUUUCAGGCUGUGGCCAUUUUUUCCUUGGGAGCUAACUGCUGACAACUUCCAACAUACACGACUUGUCACAGUAGCUCAGCGUAUAGACAAAAAAAUGGAGGUCUGAUGACUUGAUUAUCGGGUUGCUUGUGUCUUAGUCUUUCACACCAUUAAGUAUUUAGCACCAGCACUGGCUCUUCAAGCAUGAUUAAACCCCUGGCGAAGAGGAAAUGCGGGAUUCUAAAUCAAGAUGAAGGACAUGGGGGAAGCUGUCUGAAUGUUUCCAAAGAACAAAAUUUAUUAUUCUAUUGCAUAGGUAGGACUUACCUUUUCUAGAUUUUUAAUCAAUUUGCCAAAUAGCUAGAUCUCAUCAAAACUGAAUGGACUGUAUUGUUAAUUUUAAAAGUGAUCUCAAUGUGUUUCUAUAAAUAAAUUAUGGUUUUAGUGAA